GUCUGAAAAGUUAAACCCAACACACUUCCAUUCCGCUUACACACUACCCGGGCAAAUCUGCAUCAUCCGAACUUUUACAGCCAAGGAAAGUCAAAAUGGCUUUGGUAUCAGAGUUUCUGGGACAGAUGUGUCUGAACAUUGGGGCCCAUGAACCCAAACACCCCACCGUGGUGCCUGCUGUUGACUUUAACCCAGUCAAAGAUGCUGCCAGAAUAGAGACGGCGAUCAAAACCAAAGGAGUGGAUGAGCAGACCAUCAUUGACGUCCUCACAAAGCGGACCUACUCACAAAGGAGAGAAAUUGCUUUUGCAUAUGAACGGAGUUCAAAGAAGAACAUGAUCACAGCCCUGAAGGGGGCGCUGUCUGGCUCUCUGGAAACAGUGAUCCUUGGACUGAUGAAGAGCACGACUCAGUUUGAUGCCUCAGAGAUCCGAGGAUCUAUCAAGGGCUUAGGAACUGAUGAAGAAACCCUGAUUGAGAUUCUGUGCUCACGCAGCAAUGAUGAGCUGGUGGAGAUCAAGAAAGAGUACAGUCAGUUGUUCGGGAAGGAACUGGAGAAAGAUGUGUCGGGUGACACCUCUGGACAUUUCGCUAAGCUGCUCCUGGCUCUGGUGCAGACCAAAAGAGCCGCACCAACCUCUGUGGUAGACUACGAAAAAAUUGAUGAAGACGCCAGAGCACUGUAUGACGCUGGAGUAAAGAUUAAAGGGACUGAUGUGGCAACCUGGAUCUCCAUCAUGUCUGAGAGGAGCGUAUCCCACCUGAAAAAAGUGUUUGAGAGGUACAAGAGUUACAGCCCGUACGACAUGCAGGAAAGCAUCGUGAAGGAAGUUAAAGGAGACUUACAAAACUCCUUCCUGGCAUUAGUUCAAUGCUUUGAAAACAAACAGCUGUAUUUUGCCAACAGACUGAGUCAUGCCAUGAAGGGUAAAGGAGCCAAAGACAAGAUAUUGACCAGAAUCAUCGUGUCACGCUGUGAGGUGGACCUGAAGAAAAUCUGCUCUGAUUACAAAACCACCUUUGGACAGUCCCUGCAAAAGGCUAUAAUGGAACACACCAAGGGGGACUACCAGAAGGUUCUGCUUGGCCUGUGUGGACCAGACGAGUAAAGUUGAACCAUGAGAGUCAAAGGAGAGGUGGGCUAUCAGGAAUAUCACAGUUGAAAACAAAAACAGACAUUCCAACUUUUUUAAAAACACAACUGACUGCGACAUUCAGUGAGAUUGAUUGAUCUUUGUCAGACAUGAAGACUCUGAAUGAAUCCUACCUUUGUUACACAAAAACAGAAAUAAAGUGGCGCUGCUUCAGUGUUGUUCCUUAAUUUCUCUCUAUGUCCCCACCAGUAUGUCUUUACCUGAUGUUUAUGUAGAUGGCCAUUAGAGGGCGUUAUAGUCACAUUUAAAGCAACAGCAAACAGCUCAGACUCAACUGUCUCAGGAUGUUGAUAUCUGACACUAUCUGCACAAAUCUUACCUUUUUUUUUCUCGCAAUCAAAUAUUUACUCUCAAAUGACAUAUUUGAAUUUGAUUAUGAGCUUUUUCCUUUUCAUGAUACUUUGAACAGAAAUAAUAAAAUAUGUGAAAAUGUC
Labrus bergylta (ballan wrasse) is the source of this 1588-nucleotide messenger RNA. Its product is annotated as annexin A2-A. Gene Ontology annotation, molecular function: cadherin binding involved in cell-cell adhesion; phosphatidylinositol-4,5-bisphosphate binding; cytoskeletal protein binding. NCBI's taxonomy places the organism in Eukaryota, Metazoa, Chordata, Actinopteri, Labriformes, Labridae. Gene Ontology annotation, cellular component: vesicle; cytoplasm; nucleus. The record is from RefSeq and is a predicted model, not a curated record.